This is a messenger RNA of Anoplopoma fimbria (sablefish), 939 nucleotides long. Its product is annotated as olfactory receptor 4D10-like. The transcript has a single exon. Gene Ontology annotation, molecular function: olfactory receptor activity; G protein-coupled receptor activity. Gene Ontology annotation, biological process: G protein-coupled receptor signaling pathway. The record is from RefSeq and is a predicted model, not a curated record. The coding region runs from base 1 to 939 and encodes 312 amino acids. Gene Ontology annotation, cellular component: membrane. Lineage: Eukaryota; Metazoa; Chordata; Actinopteri; Perciformes; Anoplopomatidae.
AUGGAGAACUCAACUGAGAUUGUGUCUUUCGUGCUGGCUGCCUAUGGGAACAUCGGAAACUUAAAAUACCUGUAUUUCAGCAUAAUUCUACUGUGGUACCUCUCUAUUUGCAUGUCAAACACAAUUCUUAUUGUGGUCAUAUAUAUGGACAGGAGAUUGCAUGAGCCGAUGUAUAUAUUAUUGUGUAAUAUAUUUGUGAGUGAAAUGGGUGGCAGCACAUCCAUGUAUCCUCUUCUGCUCACACAGAUGUUGUCGGACACACAUGAGGUGACGCUGCCGUGGUGUUUCCUGCAGAUGUGUUGCCUCUACACGUGUGGUUCUGUUGAGUUUUGCAGUUUAGCAGCUAUGGCCUUUGACAGAUAUGUCUGUAUCUGUUACCCUUUACACUACAAUGUCAUUAUGAGCACAGGGAGAGUAGGUUUGAUAAUCCUGUUUAUAUGGACGUAUUCGUUUGCUAACGUUAUGUUUGCAUUUUCGUUCGUCAUCCCUUUGACAUUUUGUGGAAAUGUCAUUGACAAGGUGUUUUGUGACCACCACUUAGUGAUUAAACUUGCAUGUUCGGUCUCAGUGUUCAUCAGCUUAUCUGACCUGCUCUUUGCCUUUGUGACUAUGGUUAUACCGUUUAUUCUCAUUUCAGUCUCUUACAUGAAGAUUUUGUCCGUUUGUCUAAAUACGUCCAAAGAAAACACACAAAAAGCCGUUACCACCUGCACACCUCAGAUUGUCUCACUGUCAAACAUGUUUGUCGGCUGCAUUUUUCACUUUGUGGAUUCCAGGUUCGAUAACGCCCACGUACCGGAUAUAGUGCGCAUUGUUUUAUCUGUAUAUCUCCUCAUUUUCCAACCAAUUAUCACCCCCUUUAUAUAUGGAUUUAAGCUACCCAAAAUAAGACAGUCGUGUAAAAGAUUUCUGUUUGAGAGAAAAUGUAUAGUUUUGUGA